Seriola aureovittata is the source of this 1436-nucleotide messenger RNA. RefSeq lists its product as uncharacterized. NCBI's taxonomy places the organism in Eukaryota, Metazoa, Chordata, Actinopteri, Carangiformes, Carangidae. The transcript is spliced from 5 exons. Bases 54 to 1274 code for a protein of 406 amino acids. The record is from RefSeq and is a predicted model, not a curated record.
UACAAACCUGAGACAGAACAACUGAGCUUUUGUCAGUACAAAGCUCUGGAGCCAUGGCGAUGUUUGGGAAAGUUUUGGAGCCAGUGGGCUACAUGCAAACUGUGAGGGUCCUGGUUCAGGGCAUCUGCUCCUAUCUGGGCGGCAGCGCCACAGCGGAGGAGACAGAGUUGGCCAAGAAGAACCUGGACCACAUUGAUCAGGAGCUGGGAGCGACGGGUCACGGCCUGCUGGAUGACCAGGAAGUCCACGGGCUGGAGGACGACCUGGCAGUGGUCUACUACCAACUGGGCACAGCGGUGAGGGCCCAGUCAGACUUCACCAAGAAGGAGACGGAGGUGUUCCUGCAGUACGUGAAGGACUACCGCCUGGAGAGGCAGCUGACGGCGCUCUACAACCGUCUGAUGGGAGUGUCGGCGCUGACCGACCAGCCCACCCUGCUGGAGGAGCUCAUACUGACCCGCAAGCCCAAACGCUGGGAGCUGAGGGAGUUCUGCGUCAAGAUAAACUUUGUCCUGGGCACCGGUCUGCUGUGUCUCUUCACGCAGGCUUCUCUGACAGGCAGAGAUCAGGCUCUGCUGAUGAAGACCUGGUCCGACCGCAUGGGCGCCCUCUACAGGAAGAUGAAGAACACGGGUGGCCGCUGCCUGGGAUAUUUUAUGGAGCAGGCGGAAGAGGAUAUUCGGCAACAGCUCCAUGAAGCCGUGCAGAACCGCGCACCCCCUGAAGACGCAGCCACGAGCAUCCUGAAGACCCUGGAGAAGAACUACGAUUGGCUGCGCUGGGCGGUGAUGCUCCACCCCACUGUGGGACCCUUGGAGGAGGGCGAGAUGGACGAGAAGAACGAGAAGGAGGAGAAGGAGGAGAAGACUGAGGAGGCGGAGGAACAAAAGGAAGCUCCCCCGGCAGAACAGAAGCCCAACAAUUUCCUGUCUGUGGCGUCUGAAGCUCCAAUCCCCCAUGUGAUGGCGUGCUACCGUGACACUCCCACUUCGCUGGACAAGAGCCGCAUCCACCAGCUCAUCGUGGACUUGGAGUGGAAGAUCCCCAACCCGCCCCCUGAGGUGUACGCUUCCAUCGAGGAGGACCCGGGCAGGGCGCGGCGCUACCUGGCCUCACGCAUGCUGAAGAAGCUGCAGGAGGGGCUGGGGUCUGGCGUGGCCGUCCAUGUGGUGCCGGGCAGGAUGGAGAUGAAGUGCAACUUCCCCCCAGCCUCCUACUACCUCUACGAGUACAAACACCGUCUGGCCUCGGGCACCGUGUGCGUGUUUGGAUGAAAGGGAGGCGAGGAGGAAACCACCUGCUGUUCUCACACAGAUGUUUCAUAAUCAUGUUACAGUAUCCGCUUUAUUUUUGUUGCUUUCACACUGGCAUUAACUUGUCUCGUGUAAUAUUACUUCAAAAUAAAUGUCAUUUUAGAGAAAAGGAAAAAUGACAAA